GCUGCCGCAGCUGUACGCACACACACAUACACACAUACAUACAUACACACACACACACACACGCACGCAUACACAUCAAAGGCUCUCCUCCGCUUCCACACUGCAGCCCUCAGCGACUGCUGGCGCCUCUGAACGGUGGAGCCGCCUCUUCCAAUUUUUAUUAUCAUUUUUUUUUUUUUUUUCCACGCACAGAGGGAUCGGUGUCCGGGCUGCGGAACGGGACGCAACGCGGACCUAACUCCGGAUUUUUACCCGUCUACGUCGAGCCGACGCCGAGAUGAUGCACUGAGGAGAGAACGGCACAGGCUCCCCGGUCGUGCUCAACCCGAGGCUGCAGUGAACGGAGCGGAGAUUGCGGUACCGCCAGGUUAACAGUCGUCACCAGUAAAGCUCGUCUCUGUGAGCGGGGACCGGCCCUGAGAGGGUUGAAUCUCGCCCCUGUGCGGGGGGAUCGGCGGAGAAAUUUUAGCUCUAAAAAAAUUAUGGCCACCCUACUGCGGAAGAUCGGUCUGAUCCGUCUGCACGACCGAGACACCGAGGACCCAAAGCACCACCAGGGCUCGUUAAAGGGGAGCAAGGGGAGCCAGAAAAACAACGCCAACAAACACUGUCAGACCGCCAACGAAACCAACAUCCUGAGCACCCCGGAGAUCAAGGCGAGGAAGCUGGACCAGCACGGCAAGGACAAGCCGACCGGCAAGGAUAAGCAGGGCAAGGAUGCGAAGGAGAAGCAGCAGACGGCGGGAGGCGGGAGCAAAGCAACCAGUGCCUCCUCGAUAGCACCGCUGGCGCCUCAUCGGCAACACUGCACCCAGGUCCGGACGCGGAGGCUGAUGAAGGAGCUACAGGAGAUCCGGAGGUUAGGGGACAACUUCAUCACGGUGGAGCUGGUGGAGGACAACCUGUACGACUGGAAUGUCAAGCUGCACCAGGUGGACAAGGACUCGGCGCUGUGGCAGGACAUGAAGGAGACCUGCACCGAGUUCAUACUGCUCAACGUGACCUUUCCCGACAAUUUCCCCUUCUCGCCGCCGUUCAUGCGGGUCCUGACGCCCCGGCUGGAGAACGGCUACGUGCUGGAUGGCGGGGCCAUAUGCAUGGAGCUGUUGACCCCGCGCGGAUGGUCCAGCGCCUACACGGUGGAGGCGGUUAUGAGGCAGUUUGCGGCCAGCCUCGUAAAAGGACAGGGACGUAUAUGUAGGAAAGCAGGGAAGUCCAAGAAAGCAUUCAGCCGUAAGGAAGCCGAGGCCACCUUCAAGUCCCUGGUGAAGACCCACGAGAAGUACGGCUGGGUGUCCCCACCCGUGUCCGACGGCUGAGUGCUCGGCCGCUGACCCCAUGACCCCCGCGCUAGCCGGACAAACCCAGCUAGCCCCGACACGCAAAACGACACACCACGCUAACUCAACGAUCUCUCAUCUUUACCUUACGGUGUUUCACUCAAAAGUUUUCCUCUUUUUCAGUUUUCUGUGUCUGUUUUAUUAUUUUUUUAAUUUUUUUGUCCUCCAUCUUCACCAAAACUCUCGGAGAGCAGACACACCGUCACCAUCGUCACUCCUCCAACAAGAAACAACUUUCGUUCACCUCCCUCUUGCCCAGGGAGAUUCUUUCCCCCAUUUCGGAAAGGCCUGAGAGCGAGUUGUGUGUGUGUGUGUGCGUGCGUGCGUGCGUGUGUGUUUGUGUGCGUGAGUAUCUGUGUGUGUGUUUGUCACUCCAUCGGACAUCAGCUGGGAGUGUGUGCACGUGUAUCGGAGUGUGUGUUACUGUGGUGGAUUUCUUUUUGGUUUUUUGUUUUUUUCCAACGCACACCCAUGCAUGUGCACUUGGACAAAUCAAACAGUGUGGACUUUUCCACCCAUGUGAAAGACUACUAAAUGAGGGAGACUCAUCCCCCUCCCCUGUUCUCACCAUCCCAUCCUCUUCUCUCUUUCCGUCCCUCGCUCCUUUCUUCUCUUUAGCGAUGAACUGGCAUUACUUCCCACCGUCUCUCUAUGUCGCUGUCGGGUCAUUUACAUGUAAAUGAAGCUGUUAAUGUUUAAUAGACAGGCAGCACACUGGCGUUUAUACUCACUCAUUCACUCUGUCAUUUCCCCUUUUUUUUCGACUGUGCCGUUGCUCACAGUUCAAUGCAACAUGAAGAUUGUAAUUUACGUGGAGCUGUGCUCUCUCUUUCUCUUUCUUUAGCUCGCUCGUUCACUUUGUUUUUCUUUCUUUCUCUCCGUCUCUUCUGGCUAAGUUUAGAGCUCACUGUUGCGUAGAUGGCUAUUGAUUUCUAACGGAGAAAAAAAGUCACAUGUUGCUUUAUGCAGAGACUAUGUAUGAUAAAUAGAAUGACAGUCAAUCGCCUCUCUUUCUUCCUCUCUUUACUCUCAUGUUAUAUUGUGUGCGUGUGUGUGUGUGUGUGUGUGUGCGUGUGUGUGUAGGAGAGGAAGAAGACCGUAAUUCCCAUGAUUUAGAUACCAGAUGGUACAGCUGAAGGCCAGGCCUCAGUAUGUGUGUGUGUGUGUGUGUGUGUGUGUGUCUGUGUGUGGGUGUGUGUGUGUGUGUGUGUG
Xiphias gladius (swordfish) is the source of this 2552-nucleotide messenger RNA. It is a transcript of the gene ube2ql1, whose product is annotated as ubiquitin-conjugating enzyme E2Q family-like 1. The transcript is spliced from 3 exons. Bases 483 to 1319 code for a protein of 278 amino acids. Lineage: Eukaryota; Metazoa; Chordata; Actinopteri; Istiophoriformes; Xiphiidae. The record is from RefSeq and is a predicted model, not a curated record.